AUGGAGCGAGAAGUCUUAAAAAUAUGUCCGUAUGUCCCAACACACAGGAUGCCAGCUAGCAGAUUACAGUACCACCUGGUGUCAUGCAAAAAGAAAAAUCCAAACAUAGCUAAAAAGAUGGCUAGCUGCAAAUACAAUGCUUGUCACGUGGUUCCAAUCAAAAGACUCAAAGAACAUGAGGCUAAUUGUGUCUACAGAACUACUAUCGAUGACGAGCCAGUUACUCUUCCCAAGUUUAUUUCUACAACUUUGGAAUUAAAUGAUAAGCUUUCAAGUGCUGCCAGUCAGAUUCCUGACCCAAUUGUCUGGAAUACAGAUAACAUGAAUUACUCUUCUCCAUUCGUUCUUAAGACUUUUACUCCAAGAAUCCUGGUUUGUGAAAGUGACUCAAGAGAACUAAGAGGAGAAGUGAUGGUUAAUAACAAUCCUAACAACAAUAAAAGGUAG
Molecule: messenger RNA, 447 nt
Organism: Octodon degus (degu)
Lineage: Eukaryota; Metazoa; Chordata; Mammalia; Rodentia; Octodontidae
Product: gametocyte-specific factor 1-like
Exons: 5
Coding region: 1-447 (148 amino acids)
Source: RefSeq, a predicted model, not a curated record